Molecule: messenger RNA, 3742 nt
Organism: Dermacentor silvarum
Lineage: Eukaryota; Metazoa; Arthropoda; Arachnida; Ixodida; Ixodidae
Product: probable ATP-dependent RNA helicase DDX43
Exons: 1
Coding region: 72-1985 (637 amino acids)
Molecular function (GO): RNA helicase activity; RNA binding; ATP binding
Source: RefSeq, a predicted model, not a curated record
CCGCGAGGCCUAAGUCUGACGAGCGCCCCACCAAGACCAUCGUUCGGCCAGGAAACGCUGUACCCCUUGUUAUGGACGCCGCUUCGAAGAUUGCAGACUACGAGUGGAUAGAGGACGAAUACGUUCCUCCGCCUUCGCAGCAGACUUCAGAACCCAGGCGAUACAGCGAAGGAGGCAUCCUCGGCGCAUGGUCUGGUCGAGGCCGUGGCCGGGGUAACAAUAAACGACCCAAUGCGUCGCGCACAGAGGCUGAAUUGAUGUGGGUGCCCGUCAAAGAUGUUGCCAGGAUCAUUGGCAGAGGCGGUUCCAGGGUACGCGAACUUGAGCACUCCAGCGGGGCGCGUAUUUGGGUCAAAAGAGACGCAGAUACUUACUUCGAAAGCGAGAUCGAGCUCUCGGGCUCAGAAGAGGCGCGUCGGAAGGCCCGCGAACUCAUCGACGCGAUCGUCCAUCCGCCGGAAGAACCAGCGUGCUCCAGCAAAAGCGAUGAACCAGCUCCUUUGAUUGACUGGGACAAGCUGCUUGCCAGAAGCGAUGAGGCGGCGAAGGAGCGCUGGGCCUCUCUCGCACCGAUAAUUAAGAAUUUUUACGUGCAAGAUCCACAAGUUGCGUCCAUGUCUGCUGAGGAGGCGGCGGCCUUCAGGGAAGCCAACAGUAAUGUAGUUGUGAAGUACUUGGGCCCAGAACAACAGCCGCCACCAGACGUAGCAACUAACCCCGUGACAACGUUCGAGCAGGCGUUUUCAAACUAUCCGGAAAUAUUGGACGAAAUCUACAAAAACAAGUUCGCGAAGCCGUCUCCAAUACAGAGCCAGGCCUGGCCAAUCCUGCUUCAAGGUCAAGACCUCAUCGGAAUCGCACAGACAGGUACAGGGAAGACUCUGGCAUUCCUGCUACCAGCCUUGAUUCACAUUGACAGUCAGCCUGUUCCGAGGGAGGAGAGGAAAGGUCCUUCGUGUCUGAUUCUCGCACCGACGCGCGAGCUUGCCCAGCAGAUUGAGCGGGAAGCAAGGAAAUACCACUACCGAGGGAUAAAGUGCGUAUGCGUCUAUGGCGGUGGCAGUCGGCGAGAGCAGAUACAGACCGUCAACCUUGGCGUGGAGAUUGUCAUCGCAACACCCGGCCGCCUCAACGACCUUGUCAUGAACAAAAUCAUCGACCUUAACUUUGUCACUUUCUUAGUCCUGGACGAGGCAGACCGCAUGCUUGACAUGGGCUUUGAGAUCCAGAUCCGGAAGGUGAUGCUGGAUAUAAGGCCUGACCGGCAGACGGUGAUGACAAGUGCCACCUGGCCAGAGUGUGUACGUCGCCUUUCUCAGCGGUACAUGAAAAACCCAUUCCAGGUGUUUGUCGGCUCCUUGGACCUCGCUGCAGUGCACACAGUGACACAGACGGUCAUCCUGUGCAAGGAAGAGGAAAAGAGGGUGCAACUUAUGGCUUUUUUCAACUCCAUGCAGCCAGAAGACAAAGUGAUUAUUUUUGUCGACAGGAAGGCAGUGGUGGACCACCUGACAAGCGACCUUGUCCUGGCCGGCAUCAACUGCGAUUCCAUCCACGGAUCCAGAGAGCAGUGCGACCGUGAGCGAGCACUCGAAGAUCUACGGGAUGGCAGAGUGCGCAUCUUGAUUGCCACCGAUGUUGCUGCACGAGGGUUGGACAUAAAAGAUGUGACCCACAUAUUCAACUACGACUUUCCUCGUAACGUGGAAGAGUACGUCCAUCGCGUGGGUCGCACGGGUCGAGCUGGGCGUACAGGCACCGCCAUCACGCUCAUAACUCAGAACAACUGGAGGCAGGCUCGCGAGCUGAUCAGCAUCUUGGAGGAAGCCAACCAAGAAGUCCCCACUGAGCUCUACGCGAUGGCUGACCGCUUUGAUGCUUGGAAGCAACGCCGUGCCGAGGAGGAGCGUAACUUUGGCUUGGACCGCGGUGGCCGAGGUGGUGGUUUCCGGCGGGGAGGUGGCGGCAAUCGCAACCGUUGGUGAGGGAACAGUAGCUGCGAUAUGCUGCUGUUAUGGUUUGACUAGCGUUCGUGUGUUGCUACGCCUUAUAUUGUUUAUUGUGAUGAAGUCCUUUUAUGACUAUUUGACAAGCAAAUAAACCGGUGAUACUUGACACUCUGCAUGUUGCAUCUUUGAUUAGGCUGAGCACGUAACAGAGAGAGCACUUUUCCCCCCACCUCUGGACAUGUGCAACAUAGCCUGCUGGCAUUAGCACUUCCGGGUGGCACUUUGCAUGUUCCUUGUGCUUUCUUAGUGCAUUCAGGUUCUGGGUGCAUGGAAGAAAAAAGAAAGCGUUAAACGAAGGCAAGGGCUGUUCAAAAGCCAAUAUGGGCAAAAAUUAAGGCAAGUUGCGAGGCAUGCUUGGUGAAUUUAUGCCGAGGUGCUGCGGGGAGCCACAAGUAUGCAGGCAGCCUUUACAUACAAUUUGGCGGUGAAAUGUUGCAGGCUAGUGCGACAAAACUGCCUUCACAACAAGGCUUGCCACAAACACAAUACAAGGAGAUGGGACAAGGCUUCUUGCCCUGUCACCAUCUUAGGUUAUGUUUGCCCUAAGCUUUAUUAUGAAUGCUCGAGCACCAACCAGCCUGUAAAUGAAUACAUUCUGCAAUACUAAAGGUGUAUUUUUGCUUUCAGUUCCACUUCAAAAUCUGUUGAUUUGAAAGAAAGUAGUUUUUUCAAACAAGUUGCUAUUGCUCCCAUUGACAUGCUUUGAAAAAUGUGACUAAAUGCAUUUUGUUACUGCUUUAGGCAAUUAUUUCCUGUUGCACCUGUUUUUCCUUCAUUCAUAAUGCACGUGCUGUACCUUUACUGUGCAUGCUCUGUUGUAAAUGGCCAUGUUCUGCUGCUUCUGUGUGUGCAUGCUUACAUUUUUUUGGUGGGAAAUCACCAAUGGCCCCAGUUGCCAUGACUCAGAAGUGGCGACGUGCUUUAAACAUGUCGAUGUUGUAACUAGCCACAUAUACAGGAUCUGCAUAAAAAAUUAUUGAAAAAGGUGAAAUGGUUGUCGCUCUAAUUAUUACACAUUUUUGUUGCCACUACAGCUAUGACCCUCCGGGAAAAAGCAAUCAACAGUUGCACUUAUGUUUGUGAAGUGAGGUCUGUUUUUUGCAUAUUGCUCACUGUCACACAGACAUGUGCGAGCAUGCUUGAGUACAGAUCAAAUCAAGGAUGAAGGGCCAUUAAGUGCCUGCCAUGUUCAAAAACUCCAGUUUGUUCUAGUUGGCGUCUGUUUCAUGCUUUGGUUCAACUCUGGGAAAGUUUAAUGCUUACUUCAUGGAGAAUCGAAAAUGCCUGUUUAACGUGUCUACAAGAUUGUGCUCCGAACGUAAUGGUAGGGACUUCCCCUCAAGUGGAACCAAUUUAAAAAGCCUCCCGAAGUCCUUGCGACGGUGGGGCUCAUAAAAUUACGCUAACUGUGUGUUGUCUAUGGUUUUCUUACGGGUGGCCUUUUGUGUGCAGCUCAUGGCUUGUAAUAAGUUAAUGCAAUUUUUUCCAUACAUCCGCAGCACAUGUUAAGCACUGCUGAGUUGUGCAAUUUUCCCGAGUUAUGUUUCAGGACCAUGGUUCUCGCAAGAGCAGCUGUCUACAAAUGUUGCAGCUGUGUAAACCUUGAUGGACAUGUGCUAUAUUGUGCACCACAUUCAGCACACAUACUAUAUAGUGGGAAGUGGUAGUGUUAGUCCCAAUUCCUCUGUGAGCUUUUCAUGCUCAGUUGAAGAGAGCUUGUGCUUUAACUGUUA